AUCGCAGCUAUGGGUCGCCGGCCAGCCCGAUGGUGAGUUUUUUUGUCGCAUGGUUUUAACUCGGCAUUGAAGUCUGUCGCUGGAUGAAAAUACAAAAUGGCGGUUAUGUCGCACCAUGUGCAUGAAUAAGUUCGCUAGCUACAUUUGCAGUUUUGCUGUCGAAUACUUUCCAUGCCAGAACGUAUGCUUGUAUUGUCAUAAAACUAGGUAACUGGAUGGUCUGUUCCACACGGUCUACGAAGUCACCGUCAAUCAGCUAGGUAACAUGGUGUUGAAUGUAGCUAGGUGGCAUUUUAGAUAAUGUUACUAACUAGUAGGUUAACAGCUAAUGGCAUAAAGUAGCAUAACUGACUAGCCAUUGAAGCUUGUCGGUGGAUAAACAUAGUUAUGGAGGUUAGUAUCAUACGUAGGCCUGUGAUUGAGUACACAUUACACAACAUAUCAAGUCGUUUAUUUAUUUUUUUACCUUACAGUAUAAAGACGCGUGAAUGUCUGUAAACAUCCUUAGAACUGAUUUAAUCACCUGCAGUUUAUUUAGCCAACCAAUGUCUGCAGUGCGGUUCUGGUGUUCAAUGGCUGCAGACAUUGACUGGUUGUGUAUGAGGCCAGCUGGGAGGUGCUGGCCCUUUUUUUUAAGGGACUGUUGAGACAACCGACUGGCUAGAUUUCCUUCACACAGUUGAGACAUGGGACCUCUGAUAACUCUUAAAUUAUAUUGUUGGCAUUUUCCUGUGUUGAAUGUAAAGGCAGCUGAUAAUUGUUUGACUCAAAACCAUCUGUCUCUCCCUCAGCUAUCGCUACUGCAAGAACAAGCCCUACCCCAAGUCCCGCUUCUGUCGCGGUGUUCCUGGUAACCCCUUUUUCCAUUAUUUCACUUACCCCUCUCUCCUAGGUUAUUCCCCAGUACCCACUCAAACAGGAAGUUAACAGUGAGGGUUAUAGCAUAUCCCAAUUUAGGUCACCAAGCAGUAUGAACUAUGGUGUCCAGGGCACAGCUGAGGGGUGUGCUGACAUGACCAUACUCUUAACCGGAUCCGAUGGUUGGAUCGGAUGAUACUCGUGAUCGGGGGAAAAAAUGUAAUAUUUUAAUAUGCUUAAGUAGAUGUUGGCAAAAUAACCCAAACCAUCUCUAGACCAAACAAGCGGCAGGUUAGGAGCUGCAGAGGGACGUAUGACCUGUCAACUUGCAGCGGGCAGACGAGGCAGAAUGGGUUUCUUUUUUUCUGCCCUGCUUGUUAGAUAUUUUACACAUUGAAAACUUGAUAACAAACGUCCUCGCCGUGUGAUUUAUCAUAGUAGCAGGAGCAUUAAACGUCCUCACCAUGUGAUUUAUCAUAGUAGCAGGAGCAUUAAACGUCCUCACCAUGUGAUUUAUCAUAGUAGCAGGAGCAUUAAACGUCCUCGCCGUGUGAUUUAUCAUAGUAGCAGGCAGCAGCAAUCUAAAUGAUCAGACUGAAAACGUGCCAGGAAAAGUGAUAUGAAGUGAAUGGAUGGAGAAAUACAGCAUCACUCUAGCCAAUCAGAGCAGCAGGAUCAACGUACAGCCCGCCCUUCUCUUUACAGACAGGCAAACUAGCCAGUUGAGUUAUUUAUACAACGCAUAUGACUGACUGGAAGACCGUACAGUAUGGUUUAGACACUGUUACUGACUGACAUGAGAAAGAUGCUUGCUGGCUCCCGACAAUAACCUUUUCUAUGGUCAAGGAUAAUUACAAAAAAUAUUGCCCAUAUGUUACAAUACUUGUUUUGUCCGGCUACUCAGCACGCUCAUAACUGUGUUCUUAACUGCAGCUCAUGAAGCUGACCAGUCUCGCUGCAGUGCGGUUCUGGUGUUCAAUGGCUGCAGACAGUGACUCUGUGGUUGUGUAUGAGGCCAGCUGGGAGGUGCUGGCCCCUUUAAGGGACCGCUGAGACAAAAUGUGACCUGUUUAUACUGAACUACAGAGGGAGUAGCUAAUUGGCUGUUUUAUGUCUGCUUGGUAUCUUAAAGAAAUGCCAUUCAGACCCAUGUCAACUGUUCCCUGUAUGUAUUGUAAACUCUGCUUUCUCUGUAGAUCCUAAGAUCAGGAUCUUUGACCUGGGAAGGAAGAAGGCCAGGGUGGAUGAGUUCCCUCUGUGUGGUCACAUGGUCUCUGACGAGUACGAGCAGCUGUCCUCUGAAGGUGAGGGCAGACAUCAUCUUUGGGGAGACGCACGCAAUCACACUGUCAGGCACAUAAUCAGACUCAUGUUGUUUUCUGUAAGGAAAGGUCAGAUCUAAUCUCACAUUCAUCUACUUUCUAAAUCUCUCUCUCCUGUAGCUCUGGAGGCAGCCCGUAUCUGUGCCAACAAAUACAUGGUGAAGACUUGUGGAAAGGACGGCUUCCACAUCCGGGUCCGCCUGCACCCCUUCCAUGUCAUCCGUAUCAACAAGAUGUUGUCCUGCGCUGGGGCUGAUAGGUACGAGACACAUACACCCUCAGGCGCUCAUCUAAAACUCUUUCACACAAACACCUGCAGCUCAUGAAGCUAACCAGUCUCGCUGCAGUGCGUUUCUGGUGUUCAAUGGCUGCAGACAGUGACUCUGUGGUUGUGUAUGAGGCCAGCUGGGAGGUGCUGGCCCCUUUAAGGGACCGCUGAGACCUGGACUGACUGGGCUGGGGAUUGUAGACCUGUGAGACUAAAGCCAGGCGGCGGGCUAGAUACUGCUGCCUCGGUCAGCUGUUACGGGCAGGCGGGCUACAUACUGCUCUGCCUCAGUCAGCUGUUACGGGCAGGCGGGCUACAUACUGCUCUGCCUCAGUCAGCUGUUACGGGCAGGCGGGCUACAUACUGCUCUGCCUCAGUCAGCUGUUACGGGCAGGCUGGCUACAUACUGCUCUGCCUCGGUCAGCUGUUACGGGCAGGCUGGCUACAUACUGCUCUGCCUCGGUCAGCUGUUACGGGCAGGCUGGCUACAUACUGCUCUGCCUCGGUCAGCUGUUACGGGCAGGCUGGCUGGAUACUGCUCUGCCUCGGUCAGCUGUUACGGGCAGGCUGGCUACAUACUGCUCUGCCUCAGUCAGCUGUUACGGGCAGGCGGCUACAUACUGCUCUGCCUCAGUCAGCUGUUACGGGCAGGCUGGCUACAUACUGCUCUGCCUCGGUCAGCUGUUACGGGCAGGCUGGCUACUACUGCUCUGCCUCGGUCAGCUGUUACGGGCAGGCUGGCUGAUACUGCUCUGCCUCGGUCAGCUGUUACGGGCGGCUCUGGAUACUGCUCUGCCUCGGUCAGCUGUUACGGGCAGGCUGGCUGGAUACUGCUCUGCCUCGGUCAGCUGUUACGGGCAGGCUGGCUGGAUACUGCUCUGCCUCGGUCAGCUGUUACGGGCAGGCUGGCUGGAUACUGCUCUGCCUCGGUCAGCUGUUACGGGCUGGCUGGAUACUGCUCUGCCUUGGUCAGCUGUUACGGGCAGGCUGGCUAGAUACUGCUCUGCCUCGGUCAGCUGUUACGGGCAGGCUGGCUGGAUACUGCUCUGCCUCGGUCAGCUGUUACGGGCAGGCUGGCUGGAUACUGCUCUGCCUCGGUCAGCUGUUACGGGCAGGCUGGCUGGAUACUGCUCUGCCUCGGUCAGCUGUUACGGGCAGGCUGGUGCUACAACAUGCCAAUGCCCAGCCCAGACGGUCUCUGGUCAAAGGCACUGAUGCUGUGUGUUGGUGAACAUGACCUUGGAGGUAUUUACUGUAAAUCCAGAAUGUAUUAAAAAUGACCCUCAGUCUGGUUCCUCUCCACGUUUCUUCCUGCUAUAGUUUCCCUGGCUCUGGUCUCUGCCCCGGCCACUGGAGAGCACUCUGGGCCCCCGGGCCACUGGAGCGCUCUGGCCACUGGAGAGCGCUCUGGCCACUGGAGAGCGCUCUGGCCCCCGGGCCACUGGAGAGCGCUCUGGGCCACUGGAGAGCGCUCUGGGCCACUGGAGAGCGCUCUGGGCCACUGGAGAGCGCUCUGGGCCACUGGAGAGCGCUCUGGGCCACUGGAGAGCGCUCUGGGCCACUGGAGAGCGCUCUGGGCCACUGGAGAGCGCUCUGGGCCACUGGAGAGCGCUCUGGGCCACUGGAGAGCGCUCUGGGCCACUGGAGAGCGCUCUGGGCCACUGGAGAGCGCUCUGGGCCACUGGAGAGCGCUCUGGGCCACUGGAGAGCGCUCUGGGCCACUGGAGAGCGCUCUGGCCCCCGGGCCACUGGAGAGCGCUCUGGCCCCCGGGCCACUGGAGAGCGCUCUGGCCCCCGGGCCACUGGAGAGCCCUCUGGGCCCAGGCUUAUGACUACUAAUGUGAAAAGGGCUUUAGAAUAUUUAUUAAUUGUCAGUAAUGUGUUGUGCCUGUAAUACUAAUUAAAUAUGGUUUGACCUGUGUGUUUCUAGGCUCCAGACAGGGAUGCGUGGUGCGUUCGGUAAACCCCUGGGCACCGUGGCUCGUGUUAGAAUCGGUCAGGUGAUCAUGUCUGUCCGCACCAAGGCCAGCAACAAGGAGCACAUUAUAGAGGCUCUCCGCAGAGCCAAGUUCAAGUUCCCCGGACGCCAGAAGGUAACAUGCACACAAAAUAUACAUUUGAAAUGCAGACACUCUAAUGAGUACCUACACACUGGGAUAACUGGUGUUAAUCAUUGUGUGAAUGUAUUAAGAUGAGCUUUGAGAGUCUUAAACACUCAUUGUGAGCUGUUAGAAACACCUGCAGCUCAUGAAGCCGACCAGUCUCGCUGCAGUGCGGUUCUGGUGUUCAAUGGCUGCAGACAGUGACUCUGUGGUUGUGUAUGAGGCCAGCUGGGAGGUGCUGGCCCCUUUAAGGGACCGCUGAGACAAAAAACUGGCUAGAUUUCCUUCACACACUGAGAAACAUGGCUGCCUCUGGAUGACCUCUGGAUGACCUCUGAUCCCUCUCCCAGAUCCACAUGUCUAAGAAGUACGGCUUCACUAAGUUCAACGCGGUGGACUUUGAUCAAAUGAUGGCUGAGAAGCGUGUGAUUCCUGAUGGCUGUGGGGUGAAGUACAUCCCCUCGACUGGCCCCCUGGCUCGCUGGAAGAAGAUCCACGCCAUC
Coregonus sp. 'balchen' is the source of this 5053-nucleotide messenger RNA. Lineage: Eukaryota; Metazoa; Chordata; Actinopteri; Salmoniformes; Salmonidae. The record is from the annotation of a GenBank genome assembly.